This is a messenger RNA of Drosophila nasuta, 1188 nucleotides long. It is a transcript of the gene GLaz, whose product is annotated as Glial Lazarillo. Bases 428 to 1087 code for a protein of 219 amino acids. Lineage: Eukaryota; Metazoa; Arthropoda; Insecta; Diptera; Drosophilidae. The transcript is spliced from 5 exons. Gene Ontology annotation, cellular component: cytoplasm. Gene Ontology annotation, biological process: lipid metabolic process; response to reactive oxygen species. The record is from RefSeq and is a predicted model, not a curated record.
UAUAUUUUCAACGGUCGUGCGGUGCGGUUGCAGUCGUAAUAAACUCGUCUAAACGCGUUCAAAUUUAUUUAUGAAUGCCACUUUAUUGUGAACGAUAACAUGAUGCGCGCACAUCAAACAAAAAGAUAACAAGUAGAUCGCAGUGCCAGCAAACAUUACAAGUAACGCAAAUCAAAACAAAGCAAAACAACAAAGACUCAAACUCCCCCGUAUUGAGGAGGAAAUGGAAGCAUAACAACGUCUCCGUUCAUUGGCCAACUGACAUCGAAAAACGGAAGUUACACUCUGCAUAAUAAAGUGCGACAAGCUCAAUUUAAAAUUCUAUACAGAACAAAGAAUUAUAUAUCCAAUCAUCAAGCGUUAAACUGUGCCAAUCCUCAAACCCAGUGUUGACGACCUCACCUAAUAUAACUAUACUAUAAUAAAUAUGUCUGAACAACGAUUUUGCGUAAUCUGGCGAAUUUCUCUGGUGUUGCUGUCGUCGCUGUUGUUAUUGACAUUUGUGGGCCAAACGGACGCUUAUGGGUUUGGACGUUGCCCGAACUAUCCAUCGAUGCCAAAGUUCAACAUGAGUCGGGUACUUGGCCAUUGGUAUGAGGUGGAGCGUUCAUUCUAUUUGCCAGAAAUCGCCUCGGGCUGCACCACUUUCGAGUUUCAGCCCUACAACAAAGCGGAUCUGUCCAAGUUUAACAACUUCAAGCUGGAGGUGGCCAUAAAGACCGUUAAUCGCAUCACUGGCAAUCCCAAUGUUAAUCUCGGCUAUGCCACGCCAGAGAACAGCAGAUCCUCCAUUAUGGACUUUAAGUUCAAUACACGCUUUCCAGAGGUGAUUGCGCGUUUGUUGCCCGGUUCUGGGAAAUAUCAGGUGCUUUAUACGGACUACGAUAACUUUGCCAUCUUGUGGUCCUGCGGCAGCAUUGGUUCCCUUGGCUAUGCCGAUCAGAUCUGGAUCUUGGGACGCGAAACAGACUUUGUGCUAAAGAUACGUGAGAAGAUCUACGAUGUGCUAAAGCGACUCUCCUUGGAUCCGGAAAGAUUGGUGCUCAGCAAAAAUACCAAUUGUCCGCCAAGAGCAGUAAACAAUUGAUGCCUCCGCUAUUUAUAUCGCAUUCUUUAAGUACUAUAUAUAUAAUAUUGCAUCUUAUUGUUUAGGUUUUAAGUUCCUGUGAUAUCGCAAAACAAAUACAU